AUGACCACGACUGGCGGCAAAGCAGAUCAUCACAUUGCCUGGAUAACGGGACUACGCGGUGUCGCCUCCUGUCUUGCCAUAUCAACGCACCUCGCCAGAGCCUUCGACCCCGACCUCUUCCACCCUGCCUCCCGCGAUGGCGCGCCUGCGCGACUCCUGCAGCAGCCCUUCCUACGAGUCCUCGUCCAGGGUCGCCUCGGCGUCCUCAUCUUCUUCUUCAUCACCGGCUACGUCUGCUCGAUGCAGCCAACUAGACUCCACCGGGAGCCCGAGCUGGCCUUGUCGUUGAUGGCGAGGUCGGCCCUGCGCCGGACGCCGAGGCUUGUGUUUCCAGUCACCAUCAUCACGUGCGUCGUAUGGAUCAUGACGCAGCUGGGCAUGUUCCUCGUGGCACAGAAAAGCGACAGUCCGUUUAUCGUCCGCACGUCGCCUGACCGAAUGCUCUCCCUCUGCGCCGCCCUCAGGUCCUUGGUCGACAACACCGUCGCCUCGUGGACAACCGGCGACAAUGUCUACGAUAGGCACCAGUGGACACUGCUGCCGCUCCUCGCUGGCAGCAUGAGGGUCUACAUGUUUCUGCUUGCAACCUCCAAGAUCCACCCGCACUACCGCAUGCUGGCAUCUGUACUCAUCUUCUCCUAUUACUAUAUUUGUGCAGAUGUCAACGGCACCCAGCUGAUCUGGGGAGUCUUCCUUUGCCAAGUCCGGUACCAUCCGCCCGCGGCACGGCUCCUCGCCCACCGGCCGUCACUGUUCAAGUGUCUGUCCGUUGUCCUGAUGCUCGCUGGCUUCUUUGCCGCUUCGUUCCCCGAGAAGCAGUGGCACCGGAAGCCUUGGUCGAAGUACCAACACGCCAUUCUCGUCACUGUGCUCCCCAAGAAAGCGCACCUGCCAUACUUCAGCUCCGCCAUUGGUCUUGAGCUCAUCACCCUCUCCAUCUUUUUCAACGACGUGUUCCAGACACUUCUCUGCAACCAAUACCUUGUCUGGCUCGGAAACCAGUCCUUUGCCGUCUACCUCAUCCACGGGCCACUGAUGAGGAGCCUUCUCUGUUGGAUGGUGUACGGGGUUCGCCUGCCCGGCCAAGUCGACAGUCAGGCUGACGAGACUGGCGAGAGCGCCAAGGCCGUGUUGCACUACCCCGGCCAUUUGCGCACUGCACUGGCGCUGCUCAUCUGGAUGCCUGCCAACUUUGGACUUGCUGCCCUUUGGACGAGGCACGUGGAUCCCUGGUGCGCAAGAGCCGCGGAAACCCUCAUCAGUCGUUGUCGCCCUGGACCUCCCUGCAUCGACGACAACGCUUGA
Metarhizium album ARSEF 1941 is the source of this 1305-nucleotide messenger RNA. Its product is annotated as Acyltransferase 3. NCBI's taxonomy places the organism in Eukaryota, Fungi, Ascomycota, Sordariomycetes, Hypocreales, Clavicipitaceae. Gene Ontology annotation, molecular function: acyltransferase activity, transferring groups other than amino-acyl groups. Gene Ontology annotation, cellular component: membrane. The record is from RefSeq and is a predicted model, not a curated record. The coding region runs from base 1 to 1305 and encodes 434 amino acids. The transcript is spliced from 3 exons. Gene Ontology annotation, biological process: polysaccharide biosynthetic process.